Messenger RNA from Linum trigynum, 1861 nucleotides. The record is from the annotation of a GenBank genome assembly. NCBI's taxonomy places the organism in Eukaryota, Viridiplantae, Streptophyta, Magnoliopsida, Malpighiales, Linaceae.
AUGGAAUUAUUAGUAUGGGUAAAAUUGGGAGAAUAAAGAUUAGGUGGGGAAAAAAAGAUGGUUGUCAAUUGGGGAAUUUUCCAGUACGUCACCAGCCAGCCCUGUCUCAGACUCUCACAGGACGACCAGCGACCAUCUUCUCUCUAGUCUAUCGUUUACCUCUUUCACUUCCUAAACCAAAAACCCCGUGGAAGAGCGACCGAUUUCUACCGGCAGAUUCUUCUGAUUUUUCGAGGUAGAAAAGGAAGAUUCGGCCAUGUCGCAGCUGGGAAGCGGAGAAGGCAGCAUAGUUGUCGCCGGCCGCGGCGGGGGCGGGGGCCCGGACUUCGACUUGCCGGACGAAAUUCUGGCUGUUAUACCGGCCGACCCGUAUGACCAGCUGGAUCUGGCGCGAAAGAUCACUUCCAUGGCAAUCGCUUCCCGUGUGUCGAACCUGGAAGCGGAAGUGGGAAGAAUGAAGCAGCAGAUGUACGAGAAGGAUCGAAUUGCUUACGAGCUCGAAGAGAAAGCGUCUCGAAUGCAGCGGGCGUACCGGGAGGCCGAGUCGAGGCUGAAGAUCACCCUUGAUGAGAAUGUUAAACUUGCUAAGGAAAGGGAUUCGUUGGCUGCCAACGUGAAGAAGCUUGGCCGUGAUUUGGCAAAGUUGGAGAACUUCAAGAGGCAGCUGAUGCAGUCACUUAGUGAUGACACUCCAUCGCCAACACAAACUGUUGAUAUUAAAGCAUAUGAUCAACGUGCACCAAAGGCAUAUCCUGAUAAAGAUGAAGUGUCAAAUGGAUAUGCCAGGGACUAUUCUUACAGUGGCUCUACCGACAUGAGUACAGCUGAUCAAGCUGCAAAGUCUGCUGGACAAAGAUUCUCCAUAACCCCGUACAUCACACCACGGCUUACUCCAACUGCAACCCCAAAAAUUACAUCUACAAGUGUGUCACCUAGGAGUUAUUCUACUGCCGUGUCACCUCGGAGGGCCUCUGCUCUGACAUCGCCAACGAAAUCCCAAUACGAAGGACAUCAAACUAGCUUUUCUCCAUGGUAUCCAUCCAGUCAACAGUCUUCGGCAGCAAACUCCCCUCCUCGUGGACGCUCAAUGCCAGCACGGACUCCACGAAUUGACGGGAAGGAGUUCUUUCGUCAGGCCAGGAGUCGCCUAUCAUACGAGCAAUUCAGUGCAUUUCUGGCUAACAUCAAGGAACUAAAUGCCCAGAAGCAAACCCGGGAGGAAACUUUGAGGAAAGCAGAAGAGAUCUUUGGGACAGAGAACAAAGAUCUCUUCUCAUCAUUUCAAGGGUUGCUCAACCGUAGUAGUGCUCACUGAAAUUGCCAAAUGCUCAAGGCAUCCAGACCUAACUAGGUAUGCUGUUCAUCCGCCACUAUCUUCAAAGCUUAUCCAUCCAUAAGAACUUCAUAACGUUCCAAGAUUGGUAUGCUAAGGCUAUUCUGAAACACUGAAUCUAACGUAAGUUAUUGCAUUUACAUGACAGGUGGUACAUCAAAACUGAUUCAACUACUUCCGCACCAGUCAGUUCCUUCUGACGAAUCAUUCGAGGAUGCACAAUCAUCGACAAAUCACAGUGACAUGUAUUUUCAGCAGCAAGUAGAAGUAGAAUGUUGUUAGGGCUUCAUUGACAUCAUGCAAAUACUGUAGAUAGAUAAUCUUUAUGCAGUCAACAUUGUCGUUGUCGAUGAAUGAUUUUUGGUCCAUUGGAAACUUCCAUUUUACAUGAUCUUUUGCUUUCAGCGUCUGUUUCCCCUUAUCAUCCGCCAUGAAAAAGGGCAGUGGAAUAUCUUGCAUUUGCCCUCCAAUCUUUUGGCUACUAAGAACAAUAAACUCAGCAAAUACUAACAAACUUACUGUAUUAAU